This is a messenger RNA of Leptosia nina, 2682 nucleotides long. Lineage: Eukaryota; Metazoa; Arthropoda; Insecta; Lepidoptera; Pieridae. The record is from the annotation of a GenBank genome assembly.
AUGUCCAGGUUAAUUGUUAAGAACUUACCAAAUAAGGUUACAGUCGAAAAGCUUAAAGAGCUUUUCAGUGAAAAGGGUGAAGUGACUGAUGUGCAAUUGAAGUAUACAAAAGAUGGAAAAUUUCGAAACUUCGGAUUCAUUGGCUAUAGAACGGAGGAACAGGCUAAUGCCGCCCGAGAACACUUUGACGAAACAUUUGUGAAUAGUAUGAAAAUAAGUGUACAAGCCUGUGCUAACUUGGGCGAUGAAAAGAAACCUAGAGCGUGGAGCAAGUAUGCCACAGACAGUAAUGCAUAUAAAAAAAUACACAAAGAUGAACAACAGGACACCAAUAAACCUAAGAAGAAGCUUAGCAAAGCUGAAAGACAUAACAAUAAAAUAAGAGAAUUACUUAAAAAGCACAAAGAUGAUCCUCUCUUUGCAGAGUUUAUCGAGGCUCAUGUCAAUGAUAAAACAUCAUGGAUCCAAGAUGCUCUAACAGAUUUAAAUAAGAGUGACAAUGACAGUGGUGUGGAAGAAGAAACAGCUGAUAGUAAGGAUGCAGAACCAACGCAGAACACUUAUGAAAAGGAAACACCUAAUAAUAGUAAAGUGGCUAAUGCGCAAAUUAGUGAUUUGGAUUAUAUGAAAGUGUUAAUGAAGAAAGUUGAUGGCUUCAAAGAAGAUGGCAUACCUCAAGAAGAAACAACACCUAAGAAAAUAAGGAACAGGCCAUUAUUGUAUGUUAAGAUCAACGGACUACCAUUCAAGUGUAAAAAGAAAGAUAUAAAGGAUUUUUUCAAACCUUUAGUACCCUAUUCCAUAAGAUUACCUUUAGGAAAAGGAAAGAAGCUAGCUGGCUUUUGUUAUGUAGGUUUCAGAAGUGAAAUUGAACUUAAAAAAGCUCUGAAGAAAGACAAACUUUUUCUAGGUAGUCACAGAGUGCAUGUCCAUCAGUAUGAAGAUAAAGUGAAGAAAGCGACUGAGGAAGAGGAACAAGAGAGUAUGAGAAGAAAGAAAGAGAAAGCAAAUAAUGGUGAAACAAUUGGCGAAAGUGGAAGUAUAUUUGUCAGAAACUUGCCAUAUGUAGUCUCUGAAGAGGAAAUAACUAAAUUAUUUGAAAAGUAUGGUCCCUUAGCAGAUGUCAACAUGCCAAUUGACCCUAUCCUCCGCCAACCGAAAGGAUUUGCGACAAUAACCUUUGUGAUGCCGGAGCAUGCUGUCAAAGCUUACACGGAGUUAGAUGGGACCGCCUUUUGCGGUAGAAUGAUGCACAUAUUACCUGCUAAAACUGAGAAUGUUGAUGAUGAUGAUGAUGCUGGACUAUCAUUCAAGGAGAAGAAGGCGAAGAAAUUAAAAGACCAAGCAAAGUCUUCCCACAACUGGAACACGCUGUUUCUCGGCGCGAACGCGGUGGCUGAUGUUGUUGCUGCAAACUACAACAUAACCAAGGAACAACUUUUAAACGACAACAAUACUAAUACUAGCGCUGCCGUCAGACUCGCCUUAGGUGAAACGCAGCUGGUCGCUGAAACAAAAGCUUUCUUGGAAAGUAAUGGAGUUUACUUAGACGCAUUCAAUAGGCCAAGUAAAAAGAGAUCAAAAACAUGUAUUUUAGUGAAAAACUUACCAGCUGGCACAGAUAAGGACGAAGUAAAAUCGCUUUUCGAAAAACACGGUCAAAUAGCGAGAUUUCUCAUGCCAAAGCAUGGUAUUACUGCCCUAGUUGACUUUAUUGAGCCAUACGAAGCUAAGAAAGCGUUUCUCAAACUUGCAUAUUCACAAUUCAAGGCGGCUCCGUUGUACCUAGAGUGGGCACCAGAAAAUGUCUUUGUGAAAUCUCUUAAAGAAACACCAAGUGAGAGCGAUAAAGUGGAACAAAAAGAAGAGAGUUCCAAUAUACCUGGAGACGAUAAAAAGCGUAACAAAAAUGAAGAGGUUGAAAGUAAGAAAAUGGAAAGUAAAGAAGAAGACAUGGAAGAUAAAGAAGAACCAGAGAAUGAUACAACGCUAUUUGUAAAGAACGUGAACUUUAAGACUACAGAGGAAUCAUUGAAAGCGCACUUCUCAAACAGUGGCCGCAUCCACAGCGUCACAAUAGCAAAGAAGAAGGAUCCGAAGAAUCCAGGGAAGACUCUUUCUAUGGGCUACGGAUUUGUUCAAUUCUAUAAAAAGGGUCAUGCUACAGAAGCGCUAAAGACACUACAAGGUUCCACUUUAGAUGAGAAGGGACUGGAGUUGAAACGUUCGGAGCGGGGUAACCAAUCGGAAGUGACAACCGUGAAAAAAAGUAUAAAGGAGACGGCGCAAAAUGGGUCCAAAAUAUUAGUCAGAAACGUACCAUUCCAAGCGAACAAAAACGAAUUGAAUGAAAUAUUCAGAGCUUUCGGCGAAAUAAAAACGCUACGAUUGCCGAAGAAAUUGGCUGCUGGCUCCGAUCAGCAUCGAGGUUUUGCCUUCAUCGACUUUUAUUCAAAAGCUGAUGCCAAGAACGCGUUCGAAGCCCUUUGCCAAUCGACUCACUUGUACGGGAGGAGAUUAGUGCUAGAGUGGGCGGACCAAACAGAUGAGAACGACGAUGUCUCAGCGUUAAGGAAGAGAACGGCCGAUGCGUACAACGCGAAAACACCAGGCGGCAAAAAGAACAGGAAAGGAACUAUCGAUCCAGAGGAAUUCGUUGAAAGUGACAAUAAAAUUAUGUAA